This is a messenger RNA of Chilo suppressalis (striped riceborer), 2400 nucleotides long. The record is from the annotation of a GenBank genome assembly. NCBI's taxonomy places the organism in Eukaryota, Metazoa, Arthropoda, Insecta, Lepidoptera, Crambidae.
UGCUAAUGUCAUUUUCGUGUAUUUGUCAAAAAUUUUAUCAAAUGUCAAAACUUCAUUUUGUGCUAAUCUACCUACAAAUACACAAAUUAAUGCUAAUUUUAUUAUGAAACUAAUUUAUUCCUCGCUUUCAAAUUAACGUUACUUAGUCUGCUAGUUGACAUUGAGUUUCUUUGAGUAUUCUUAAGUCUUUUACGAGUGAUAUGUCUCACAGCUGAAGGGAAGUUGGUGUUUAUUAUUAUGGCAUCCGGCUCCAAAAAUGAUAUUGUAAAUAGACUGCUGCAUGCGAGGCUAGAUGAUGGGCCUGGCGGCGACGAACUGCCCCAGAACAUGUUGCCGUCGAACCAACUUGCCAGACAGAUCGAACAACAGCGUGAUGAAGACGGCGCACAAUCAAAUGAACCUGUAGCUUCAUCGUCGGCCAUCGAGAAUUUGCAACCGACCAACAACACAGGCGGCCGGUUGCACAACUGGCAAGCCACAAAGACCACCGUUAAAGAACGCCUUUCAUUUCUAUUUAACAAUGAAAUUCUGUGCGACGUCCACUUCAUCGUAGGCAAAGAAGCAAACCAACAAGUGAUCCCUGCUCAUAAGUUCGUCUUGUCCGUUGGCAGUGCUGUGUUCGAUGCAAUGUUUAACGGCGUCUUAGCAACUAAGUCAAAUGAGAUUGAAUUGCCUGAUGUAGAGCCGGCUGCGUUCUAUCAUCUACUGAAGUUCCUAUACUCUGAUGAAGUGAGAAUUGGUCCAGAGACUGUGAUGACAACCCUGUACACUGCCAAGAAGUAUGCUGUAGCUGCAUUGGAGGAGCAUUGUGUAGAUUUCUUGAAAAGCAAUCUAGGUACAGACAACGCUUUCCUACUGCUGACUCAAGCACGAUUAUUUGAUGAGCCACAACUAGCAGCAUUAUGUUUAGAAAUGAUAGACAAGAAUACAACCGAUGCAUUAAAUGCUGAAGGUUUUACUGAUAUUGAUCAAGAUACACUUAAUGCAGUUUUGGAAAGGGAUACAUUGAGAAUCAGAGAGGCUAAAAUCUUUGCAGCAGUGCUACGCUGGUCUGAAGCUGAGUGCAUCAGGCGACAGAUCCCUGUCACACCGACUAACCAGAGAAUGGUCUUAGGCCGUGCUUUCAAUGCCAUAAGAUUCCCCCUAAUGUCGGUUGAGGAGUUUGCUAUGGGUCCAGCACAGAGUGGUUUAUUGGAUGACAGAGAAAUAGUUCAAUUAUUUCUAUACUUCACUGUCAAUCCAAAACCGAAUGUUGGUUUCCUAGACACACCGAGAUGCUGUAUGACUGGUAAAGAAUUAACGGUGAACCGGUUUCCUCAAACAGAGUCGAGGUGGGGUUACAGUGGCACCAGUGAUAGAAUUAGAUUUACAGUGGACCAAAGAAUUUUUGUUGUUGGGUUUGGGCUAUACGGUUCAUAUUUUGGACCAUCUGAAUAUGAAGUUCAUCUACAGAUUAUUCACCUAGCGACAAAGAAGGUUUGCGGUUCGAACACAACAACUUUUUGCUGCGACGGUACUGAUGAUACAUUCAGAGCUAUGUUCAAAGAGCCUGUAGAGAUAUUGCCUAAUACAUCGUACAUCGCAAGUGCUAAACUAAAAGGCACAGACUCAUAUUAUGGAACAAAGGGUCUCCGCCGAGUCACUGUUGACUGCAACAAUGGUGAGAAAGUUGUGUUCCAAUUCUCUUACGCAGCAGGCAAUAACAACGGAACGUCUGUAGAGGACGGACAGAUACCUGCUAUCAUAUUUUACAUCUAAUAAUAUUCUUAACUGGUAAUACUGCAUACCAUAGAAUAAUGCAUCGCAACUUUUGAAUCUAGCUGAUAAAUUAGCAAAGGUUUAAGAACAAACUUUUUUAGAAAAAAGAAGUUAACAAUAUAAUGAUAAAUUAAUGAGUAUUAAUUCAUGAAAACACGCUUUCGAUGUUUUAAGUAUAAAUAAAAAUCAAAGACUAGUUAAUGAUAUUUAUAAAUCAAGAAAAUAUGAAAAAUGAACCUACUUACUUUUCUAUUUAUCUAACACUGAUGCUUGAUUUGGUUCGAAAGUGCACAAAUUGAAUGAACAUAGCAGAGACUGAAAUUCAUAUGAUGAAAAAUUUUAUUACCAGUUUUUUCAAAAGAGCAUAAAACAUUAUUAUCCCACAUUUAAGCACUUGCUCUAAAGAGACUGAAUAAAGUACCUACUUAUACAAAAUAAUAGUAGUUUAUGCGAUUAUCUUAAAAGAAGGGGUAUAACACAGAAGCCUGUUUAUCGCAUGAGAUGAAGCCAAAAGCGGUAAAAGGUUGACUCAAGUGAUUAAUACCUAAAUUAAAUGCAGUUGCAUACACUACUUUAUCUUCACACAUAGAGUACAACUGAAAUUAAAAUUAAACAAAGUAGCAAAACUUUUCUGAAAUAACG